Labrus mixtus (cuckoo wrasse) is the source of this 1683-nucleotide messenger RNA. RefSeq names its product calcium-activated potassium channel subunit beta-4-like. Gene Ontology annotation, biological process: detection of calcium ion; potassium ion transport. Lineage: Eukaryota; Metazoa; Chordata; Actinopteri; Labriformes; Labridae. The transcript is spliced from 4 exons. The record is from RefSeq and is a predicted model, not a curated record. Gene Ontology annotation, molecular function: calcium-activated potassium channel activity; potassium channel regulator activity. Gene Ontology annotation, cellular component: membrane; voltage-gated potassium channel complex. The coding region runs from base 395 to 1186 and encodes 263 amino acids.
UAUUAGUCUACACAGGACUUUCUAAGUUUGACUUUACUUCUUACAGCUCUGGAGAAAGAUAAUUAAAAUGUCCAAAGUGAGAAAUGAGGAGGUGAAACGGGAUAAAUAGAGUGAGUAGUAGAGUAUGAAAUAGAGAGAGGUAGAGGAGGGGAGGGAGGGAGGAAGAUGAGGGGGGAGGAUACAUGAAGCCGGAGGGAGAUGAAACAGAUUUAGAGACAGAAAGCAGCCGGUGUUUAAACACAACAGUUCUUCCUCGGCAGCAGCAACAGCAGCAAACACCGCCUCCUCCUCCUCCUCCUCCUCCUUCAUCAUCUUCCCACCAUCCAUCCUCCGCCUCCUCCGCUCCGGUGCUCCUCUCCAUGCCGGCGGAGAUCUCGGUCUCCGCGGGGCUGCCAUGGCGAAGAUCCGGGUGUCGUACGAGUACUCCGAGGCCGAGGACAAGAGCAUCCGGCUGGGCUUGUUCCUGAUCGCCUGCGGGAUCCUCAGCCUCUUCAUCCUCGGCUUCUGCUGGCUCAGCCCGACCCUGCAGAGUCUGCAGAGCAAGCCGGCCAACUGCACGGUGGUGUCGGUGUUGCGUCCCGAGGAGAUGUUCGAGUGCGUGUUCACGUGCGGUACGGACUGUAAGGGGACGUCUCUCUAUCCCUGCCUGCAGAUCUUUGUCAACAACUCGGAGUCCAACUCUGUCGCUCUGCUGCACUUUGACGAGCAGCAGCUGGUCCUCAACCCAAAGUGUUCCUACGUUCCUCCCUGUGAGAGAGACAACCAGAAGAACAAAGACAGCGUCCUGUGGUGGGAGGAUUACUUCACCAAAGAGGUCAGCAGUCAGUCUUUCACCUGCUUCUUCAACCAGCAGAGGAGGCCAGACGACGUUCUGUGGCGGCGUUCUCACGACACCAGCGUCCUGCUCCACUGCGUCCUCUGGCCGAUGGUGUCGCUCCUCCUGGGCACGCUCAUCGUGCUCCUGACGGUGUGCGCGCGCUCUCUGGCCGUCCGAGCGGAGGCCCUCCAGAAGAGGAAGUGCUCGUACGAGGUGUGUCAGGACCUGUCGCUGCCCUCGGAGCGCCUCGCAGACAAGGUCGACGACCUCCUGACCACGAACUCUGAGCCCGAGCCGGAGCUGUCGUCGCCGACAAGGACCCUGCCAUUGUUUGCGGUGCCGGUGAGACGCCGGGAUCGAGAACAUUAAGACGCAAACGUAAAGUUGAUAUUUUAGGAAGCGGAAAGUGGGUGGAGUCAAGUGACUGACAGUCUGGUUUGUACGAGCAGAAACGUUCAAACAGGAGGAGGGGAAUCCAAACUGUUGUCUGUAGAGAAACUUUUCCUCUGAUUUAACUCGUCUGGAUUAACCUCGACGCUCAGACGAUCGUGUUUGUGUGACGGGCGGUCGAACGGAUCAAACCCAAAGGAACGACCUUCUCUCUUAACUGUAGCUCCUCCUUCAUGUAGUUCUCCUUGGAGGCCCAGUAGCCAUAACUGUUAAUGAACUCAGAGCCAAAGUGCAGAAAUGUCUUCAGGCGUCUGCUUCUCAGUGCAAUCACUAAAAGAGCCCGACAGCAGAGCACUUGUUUACAUAAGAAAGACACUUUAGAUAUCGUGUCAUGUUUGUUUCUUCCACAUACGUCAUGUUCUUCAAAGCGUCUUUGUUCAUAGAUCAUCUCAGCGUUAAGAUUCAGGUCCUUUAUU